This is a messenger RNA of Oreochromis niloticus (Nile tilapia), 1835 nucleotides long. RefSeq names its product multimerin-2. The record is from RefSeq and is a predicted model, not a curated record. NCBI's taxonomy places the organism in Eukaryota, Metazoa, Chordata, Actinopteri, Cichliformes, Cichlidae. The coding region runs from base 287 to 1111 and encodes 274 amino acids. The transcript is spliced from 6 exons. Gene Ontology annotation, molecular function: protein binding.
AGGAUUAUGGUAAAUGCUUCGAUAAUCUUUGCUUGCGCAGGAGUGUUGGGAACUGAUGAACAGAAUCAAACUUUUGGGAUGAUAUCUCUUCAUUCCCGCUCUGUUUACAUGACCCUGUUUGUUUAUUCAUGCAGUCUGCUUCUUCAAUCAUUCACCAACAGCACCUGUAGGAGGUGUGGUCCUGUGGCUCUGCAGUGUGUGAGGUGGAGGAUGAGGGGACAUGUGGGGCAGUAAGCUCCUCAUUCACGCCUCUUUUCCCCUCGUUAUAAAACUCUCAGAUUAACAGAUGACAGUUAUACAGCAGGUUUCUGGUAACAGAAUGAAGAUCAUCAUGUUUUUCCCACUUUUGCUUCUGGUCUGCUCUGUUUCAGCAGAUCAGACUGAGACUGCAGGCCAACAAUCCUGUCCACAGGACACCCAUGCUGCGCUGAGAGAGCUGACCGCCUCAUUGGCUGUGCAGAAUGAACGGAUCACUGUCCUACAGAGAGAGAAUCAAGUUCUUUCAAACCAAGGAGCAAUAGAGCAACAGACUGAGAUCGACCAGCUGAAGCUGCAAUCAAAAGAACUAGAAGCAAAGCUGGAGAGUCAGAAAAUGGAGAUCAACCAGCUGAAGCAGCUGUCAGAAGGACAAGCACGAAAGUUGGAGACUGAACUGCAGAACCAGAGGACUGAGGCCAACCAGAAGAACCAGCAGCAACAUGUCAAACAGGUGGCUUUCUCAGCCUCUCUGCUGGAUCAAGGUGAAGGAUAUACUGGACCCUUUAAUGCCCACACUACUCUGAUCUUCAAAUAUGUUGUCACAAACAUUGGAAAUGCCUACAACCCAUACACAGGUAUUUUCACUGCACCAGUGAGAGGAGCCUACCACUUUGACUGGAAAGUACUAGGACGUGACAACACAGUAGCAGGUGCUUAUCUAUUUAGGAAUGAAGAGAACAUUUUUCUUGCAUAUGAAAGUCAAUCACAUGGGUGGACAAGCGCCUCUAAUGCAGCCUCACUGCUUCUAGAGGUUGGAGAUCAGGUGUCUGUACGUCUCUGGGCUGGUUCAACAAUAUAUGACAAUGAUAACCAUCAUACCACCUUCAGUGGUCAUCUGAUUUUCACCAUGUGAGAGGUGUGACAGCUCCAACACUUCUUUUUUGGACUGUCCUGUGUGGGUGGAGCUUAGCCAUUAGUUAAACAGGAAUUAAAUCAUUUGCUAUAAUCAGUUUCUUGCUCUCUCUGUCUCUCUGGUUGGUUCUAGUUUUGUGUUUAUCUGUUUCUACUUCUCCUCUGAUUCUACUGACUCAGAUAAUUUACUUCUUAUCUUUUAUUCAAAUAAAUCCAGUUAAAUGUUCAGUGAUUCUCUUCUCUUUGUCCUUUCUUUGAGUCGGCUCUUCAUAAAGUGCUGCUCCUCCAUCAGGUCAUGACUAUUUUCUAUAAGUUGAUAAACUGCAUUAUUCUUUAUUGGCUCCACUGUCCUGUGUUGGUCAGUCUGUUAUUUUGGUGACUGCUGGCCCACAUCUUUGCUUUUAACUGGAGUCUUUCCUGUUAAGUUGAGCAAAAUCCAACAGUUCCUCUUUUUUCUCUUCUUUGAUGAUCAUGCAGGUAUUUUUCUUAAACACUUAACACAUGUGAAACUUAAUCUGACUAUCAUGAUAAAAAUGUAAACAGCUGAUUUAGUUUGAUAUAAAAAUGUGUGUCAGUGCUGUGGAGGAAUUUCUAGAAGCUGAAAUGUUUCCUUAUUUUUCAUCUGAAUCUGAAUCCAAAUCCAGACACAGAUAACUGACUGUAAACUUACUCGGGUUCAUUUCUUUCUAUUCUUUACUUUCAAAAUAAAAACAUCAUUGAACUAA